Messenger RNA from Brachypodium distachyon (stiff brome), 1468 nucleotides. RefSeq names its product cytosolic sulfotransferase 5. Bases 69 to 1070 code for a protein of 333 amino acids. Gene Ontology annotation, molecular function: sulfotransferase activity. Gene Ontology annotation, cellular component: cytoplasm. Lineage: Eukaryota; Viridiplantae; Streptophyta; Magnoliopsida; Poales; Poaceae. The transcript has a single exon. Gene Ontology annotation, biological process: sulfation. The record is from RefSeq and is a predicted model, not a curated record.
CUAUAUAACGUGCCAUUAACGAGAGUGCAGCAGGCAAACACCAGCUCGCACCACCGAGAGAGGAGCAAAUGGGCGAGCAGAACGGCGCGGCAGACGGCCUGGCGAGGUACGAGGUGCUCGCCUCCUCCUUCCCGACGUGCCGAGGCCUCGGGACCUCUCCGUACAGGAAGUUCAACAACUUCUUGUACCCGGCGCACCUGAUGGCGCCGACGCUGGCCAUGCGCGACACGUUCGUCGCGCGCCCGACCGACGUCGUCCUGGCCACCAUGCCCAAGGCCGGCACGACGUGGCUCAAGGCCCUCGUCUACGCCGUCGUCCACCGCGGCCGGCACGCGCCGCGUGAUCGGCGCCACCCGCUGCUCUUGUCCAGCCCGCACGACCUCGUCCCGUUCCUGCACUCCCUCUACCAAAACAGCAGCCAUCCCACGCGCCUCAUCGACGCGAUGCCGUCGCCUCGCACCCUGGCCGUGCACGCGCCCUUGUCGCUCAUGAACGCGUCCGUGGCCGCGUCGAGGUGCCGCGUCGUGUACCUGUGCAGGGACCCCAAGGACGCGCUCGUCUCCUUCUGGCACUACAUCGCGAAGGCCGCCAAGCACCCGGCCGUGCCGGGCUCCUCCCUGGCGCCGUUCCCGGAGGUCUUCGAGCUGUACUGCGACGGCGUGUCGGCGUUCGGGCCCGUGUGGGACCACAUGGCCGAGUACUGGAAGGAGAGCGUGGCGCGGCCGGAGGAGGUCAUGUUCCUCCGGUACGAGCAGCUCAAGGAGGACACCGUGGGGAGCGUCAAGCGGAUGGCGCAGUUCCUCGGCGUCCCUUUCACCGACGACGAGGUGACCCAGCGCGUCCCCGAGGCCGUCGUGUCGCUGUGCGGCAUGGACCGGAUGAAGAGCGUGGAGGCCAACCGCGACGGCGAGCACGGGGGAUCAGGGUGGACGUUCAAGAACUCGGCCUUCUUCAGGAAGGGGGAGGUUGGGGACUGGAAGGAGCUCUUGACGCCCGAGAUGGCGUCGAGGCUUGAUGCCGUCGUGGAGGAGAACCUGCGAGGCUCCGGACUCUCGUUGAUCCGUAACUGAUCACUUGAUCAGAUCAGGACAUCAGGUGGCGCACUGCCGCUGGUACUGCACGAGCAGGUACAAUUUUUUUUUUUUGAUAAUAACGUGCAGGUACCCCUAUAUGUUACCGGGUCGACGGCCCAAGCCCUGCAACGGCCUAUGUAGGAUGGAUGCAUUAUGGCUUCGUUGCCAUGGCAACUUCCUCUGCACCAGACAUCAGGAUAUUACAAGGGCUCAAAACUUUAUUGGGCCUGAGUGCUGCAUAAAAAACUGAUGCAUUUAGCCUGUGCUCGUUCUGUUCUAAGUUGGCGGGUCUUUAAUCAAUCACAUCAGUAUACUAAAGAAAAACCAGUCGCAUGCACUCUAUCUUUCUUUUUUCUUCGGAAAAAAAUAUAAACUCCGAUCUCUGUAUCGAUUGA